AUGUCCUCUGGUGAUCUGGAGAAAUACGCUAUUAAGAAACUGAUUGCGAAGCUGGCUGCGGGGGAAGAUGGCCAGAAUCAGGCGGCUGUUGAGGAUGUGUAUUUAUUUCUCGAUGAGAUGAAUGUCAUCUAUACGGUGUCCAGGGCACUCAGAGCAGAUGGCUAUAUGGAGAAACACAAUGUAUUAAACACUUAUGACCCUUUUGUGAUGGUCAUCUACCAUCUCGAUCGCCUUUUUGCUCAUCCGCUCGGGAAAAUCCACAAGACGACCUUCCAGGGCUGCUUGGGGAUAUCCAAUCCCGAGGAUGCCCGUCGCAAGAGCAAAGUCGAGUACAGAAAACACUACGAGCUCGUCCGGAGGAUAACCCCCAAGGACAGACUUUUGGAGUUUAAACUGUCCGAUGGUUGGGAGAUGUUGUGUGAGUUUCUAGGGAAGCCGGUGCCAGGUAAGCCUUUCCCUCAUUUCAACGUGAAGAAAUGGCUCGAUGAGAAAGCCCGUCCCUCAAUCGCACGGGGAUGA
Molecule: messenger RNA, 519 nt
Organism: Aspergillus alliaceus
Lineage: Eukaryota; Fungi; Ascomycota; Eurotiomycetes; Eurotiales; Aspergillaceae
Exons: 2
Coding region: 1-519 (172 amino acids)
Source: RefSeq, a predicted model, not a curated record